AUGGCUGAACGCUACUAUACUCUGGCAGAAGGUUGCCCUUUUGCUAGCAACAGCACUACCGUUCAACUGCGGAACAACUCUGGUGGCGGACUUUCUUUGCUCCAAGAUACACAACUCAUUGAGACUCUCGCCCAUUUCUCUCGUGAGAGAAUUCCCGAGCGAGUGGUCCACGCCAAGGCGGCGGGCGCAUAUGGAGAGUUCGAAGCCACUAGCGAUUGUUCCGAUAUUACUUCAGCUAGCUUCUUGAGCAAAGCUGGCAAGAAGUCUCCCGUCCUUCUUCGAGUAUCUACAGUUGGACCUGAAGCCGGUUCGGCAGAUACCACUCGCGAUGUUCACGGAUGGGCCAUGAAGAUCUACACGGAUGAGGGUAACUUGGACUGGGUCUUCAACAACACGCCGGUCUUUUUCGUUCGCGAUCCGAUUAAGUUCCCUUCCCUGAACCGUUCGCAUAAGAGACACCCUACAACUCAUCUUCCGGAUGCAAAUAUGGUGAGUAACGCACGUGGUUGCUUUUCGGCUAGUGUACAAUUGGUUCAAGCGUAUAAUAACUCCUGUAUUAAUACUCUUAGCUUCCACGUCGGCAACCCCGAAGGUAUCCAUGAGCUUCUCCACCUCUUCAGUGAUCGUGGAACACCGAAGUCUAUCCGCCACAUGAAUGCCUACAGUGGACAUACUUACAAGCUCACUAAAGAGGACGGAUCAUUCAAAUAUGUCAAGUUCCACAUCAAGACCGCCCAGGGCGUCAAGAACAUGACCGCCGAGGAAUCCCUCAAGAUCGCAGGCGAAGACCCCGAUUAUCUUAUUCGGGAUAUGUUCGAGGCCAUCGAGAAGGGUGACUACCCCGUGUGGAACGUCUACGUCCAGGUUAUGGACCCGGCCGACGCGGAGAAAUACCGUUGGAACAUCUUUGACAUGACCAAAGUUUGGUCUCACAAGGACUACCCGCUGAGACAAAUUGGAAAAUUGACCAUGAACCGCAAUCCCAAGAACUACUUCACCGAUAUUGAGCAGGCGGCCUUCUCCCCAUCCACAAUGGUGCCCGGUAUUGCACCUUCGGCUGAUCCAAUGCUCCAAGCCCGUAUGUUCGCUUACCCCGAUGCGGCCCGGUAUCGUCUCGGAGUCAACUACCAACAGCUCCCAACGAACGCGGCCAAGGCACCUGUCUACUGCCCUUACCAGAGAGAUGGCGCCAUGCGGUUCGACGACAACUACGGCGGUGACCCCAACUACGUUGGCUCGUCCUUGCAGCCUACCAAGUUCUACCAAGAGGUGAAGAACUCGGGAGCUGCCCGGCUGAGCGGACUGACCGAGCACGAGAAAUGGGUGGGAGAGGUGACUAAUUUCCAGAGCCAUAUUACCGAUGAUGACUUCGUCCAACCCGCCGCUCUCUGGGAAGUGAUCGGCAGGGAGCCCGGUCACCAGGACAGAACGAUUGCGAACCUCUCAGGCCAUAUUAAGAAUGUCCGCUCUCCUCAGCUGCGCAAUGCGGUCUAUGAACUCUUUGCAAAGGUGAAUGCAGACCUCGGUGAACGUCUUAAGAAGGCAACUGAGGCCGCGGUGUCUGCAUAA
Messenger RNA from Aspergillus oryzae RIB40, 1569 nucleotides. RefSeq names its product catalase. Gene Ontology annotation, cellular component: cytoplasm; peroxisome; mitochondrion. NCBI's taxonomy places the organism in Eukaryota, Fungi, Ascomycota, Eurotiomycetes, Eurotiales, Aspergillaceae. Gene Ontology annotation, biological process: hydrogen peroxide catabolic process; response to hydrogen peroxide. The record is from RefSeq and is a predicted model, not a curated record. Bases 1 to 1569 code for a protein of 522 amino acids. Gene Ontology annotation, molecular function: heme binding; catalase activity. The transcript is spliced from 10 exons.